AAAACCUGAAUACGGAACUGAAGCAGCCACUCAGUUUCUUGCUGUGAAGUGGCAGCAGCAGAGAGGCUACCGGGUGUGGACUUGCGGAGCUGGGCGCUUAGAACAAACGCACAGGCUGGAGAUGUGGAAGUCUGUGGUGGGCCAUGAUGUAUCUGUUUCCGUGGAGACACCGGGAGAUGACUGGGACACAGACCCUGACUUUGUGAAUGACAUCUCUGAGAAGGAGCAACGGUGGGGAGCCAAGACCAUUGAAGGCUCUGGACGCACAGAGCACAUCAACAUCCACCAGCUGAGGAGCAAAGUGUCUGAGGAACAUGAUGUUCUCAAGAAGAAAGAGAUGGAAUCAGGGCCCAAAGCAUCCCAUGGCUAUGGAGGGCGCUUUGGAGUGGAAAGAGAUCGAAUGGACAAGAGUGCUGUGGGCCAUGAGUAUGUCGCAGAAGUAGAGAAACACUCUUCACAGACGGAUGCCGCCAAAGGCUUUGGGGGAAAAUACGGAGUUGAGAGGGACAGAGCCGAUAAAUCAGCAGUGGGCUUUGAUUACAAAGGAGAAGUAGAGAAGCACGCAUCUCAGAAAGAUUACUCUCGGGGCUUUGGUGGCCGUUAUGGAGUGGAGAAGGAUAAAAGGGACAAAGCUGCGCUGGGAUAUGACUACAAGGGAGAGACGGAGAAACACGAGUCCCAGAAAGAUUAUGCCAAAGGCUUUGGCGGCCAGUAUGGGAUCCAGAAGGACCGAGUGGAUAAGAGUGCUGUUGGCUUCAAUGAGAUGGAGGCCCCAACCACAGCUUAUCAGAAGACAACACCCAUAGAAGCGGCUUCCAGUGGUGCCCGAGGGCUGAAGGCAAAGUUUGAGUCCAUGGCUGAGGAGAAGAGGAAGCUGGAGGAAGAGGAGAAGGCACAACAGAUGGCCAGACAACAACAGGAGCGAAAGGCUGUGGUGAAGAUGAGCCAGGUAGUUCAGCAGCCAGCAGCACCUGUGGAAGAGCCAGCAGUGCCAGCCCCACCGCCUAAGAAAAUCUCCUCAGAGGCCUGGCCUCCAGCACAGAGCCACCCACCACCACAGCCUGAGCCUGUGAGAACCAUCAGGGAUUGCCCAGUGCCCUCCCUGCCCAUGAGGCAGGAUCCCCUAGAGGACAACGAGGAGCCCCCAGCUCUUCCCCCUAGGACUCCAGAGGCCUUCCAAGUAGAGGAAGAGCCAGUGUAUGAAAUAGAGCCUGCACUUGAGCCUGAGCCCGAGCCUGAAAAUGACUAUGAGGAUGUUGAAGAGAUAGUCAGGCAUGAUGAGGAGGCCGAAGGGGACUAUGAAGAUGUGCUGGAGCCUGAGGAUCCUUCCGCUCCCUCCACACAGGCUGGAUCAUUGGACAACCAGGCUGGGGCUGCAGGGAUCUCCGCUGUAGCCCUAUAUGAUUACCAAGGAGAGGGAAGUGACGAGCUUUCCUUUGAUCCAGAUGACGUCAUCACUGACAUUGAGAUGGUGGAUGAGGGCUGGUGGCGGGGACAAUGUCGUGGUCACUUUGGACUCUUCCCUGCAAAUUAUGUCAAACUUCUCCAAUAACUGGCCCUCAAAGUCUACAGCAACUGCGAAUUCCCAUGUCCAAAGUGGCUGCCUCCACCCUAAACCCAUUCCUGCUGCAAGUGUCUGGCAGAUGCCAUGUGUUACCUGUUGCUCUGCCCAGACUUCUCCCCACUGCUUUAUUAAGGACUGGGGGCAGCAUGAAGAUGGGGGUUCUCCUCCCCUGCAGGGUCCUAUCAUGCAUGAGCUAGAGGACAUUUAUCUUAUGGUCCUGGUUCCUUCCCUGAGAAUGUCCCAACUACUAUCCCAACUUGGUCUCUCCCUUGCAAGCACCAGGCUCUCCAAUUUGCUCACCUCAGAAGGUAAUCUAGAUUGUCUGGCUUGCCUGCUUGUGAUUUAGCCCACCUCUCUUCCCUACAGUUAUAGCUCUGAACCUUUUCUCUGUUUGGCCCUAAUGUUGGAAAUAAAGUAGGACUACCAUUCA
Octodon degus (degu) is the source of this 1994-nucleotide messenger RNA. RefSeq names its product hematopoietic cell-specific Lyn substrate 1 (gene Hcls1). The transcript has 14 exons. Gene Ontology annotation, cellular component: plasma membrane; site of polarized growth; actin filament. Gene Ontology annotation, biological process: regulation of actin filament polymerization. The record is from RefSeq and is a predicted model, not a curated record. Lineage: Eukaryota; Metazoa; Chordata; Mammalia; Rodentia; Octodontidae. Gene Ontology annotation, molecular function: actin filament binding. Bases 122 to 1552 code for a protein of 476 amino acids.